UGCGCAAAUUACAGAUUUUUUAUGCUUACGCCCCGCCUGUAUAAUGGUAGGGGAAACACUGGCAAUACUUGUGAAAGUUUGAUUAAAAUAGUCAGUUUGGCAUUAUUUCAGAAUUUUCAAUAAAACUACAACUCCCUGCGGCAUGUGAUGCUAAGCUUACAUCUCAUUGGACUAUUAGACACCACGUGACUCCAUUGGACGAAUGACGACAGACUUAACAGGAAGUGUUCGUUUCAGCCGUGCCAGCGUGAGAAAUGAAAGUCAUCUGAACACAAAAUCUUUCUAACUUACCAGAAAUGCUCUUUGCUGUGCAUUUGUGUCUUCGUGACGGUUUAAGGCUAUAGUUUUUUAUUUUGUGUCUACAGAAUCGGUUUUCGAAAGGAUGUUUCAGGCUGCAGCUAAGACGCUGUCUGUGUUUUCAGUUUAUCGAGGUGUUUUGUUUAGUUUACGGCAUUACUGUAAAAAUAUUCCUAUAAAACUAAGAGUCUCUGAAGCCCUUUCUGGAGCUGAGCUGGGAGCAAAUGUUAAAGUUCAGGGGUGGGUUCGCUCCGUUAGACCUCAGAAGAAGAAUCUUUUUCUCCAUGUAAACGAUGGGAGCUCAUUGCAGUCACUGCAGGUUGUUGGUAGAGCUGAGCUGGACGAUCCGUUGCUUACGUUUGGCAGUGCUGUUGAAGUCUCUGGUGUUCUUAAGAAAAGUACACAUCAGAAGCAGCCAUUUGAACUGGAAGCAGACCAGAUUCGUGUAGUUGGAACGUGUAACCCUAUUGAUUUUCCUUUUAAGAUUAAAGAGAGACACAGUCUUGAGUACAUUCGCCAGUUUCCUCACCUGCGGUGUCGAACAAAUGUCUUCGGCUCUCUGCUGAGGGUACGCAGUGAGGCCACGGCAGCAAUUCAUUCAUAUUUCAAGAACAACGGCUUUGUUCAGAUCCACACACCGAUCAUUACCUCCAAUGAUUGUGAAGGGGCGGGAGAGAUUUUUAGCGUUCAGUCUUCAGGCCCACAGGAUGUGGAUGAUGGGAACUUUUUCUCUGUACCGACCUUCCUGACCGUAUCAGGACAGCUUCAUUUGGAGGUGGUGUCCGGGGCAUUUUCUAGGGUCUACACAUUUGGGCAAAGUUUUCGAGCAGAUAACUCUCAAACCAGACGCCACCUGGCUGAGUUCUUCAUGGUGGAGGCAGAAAUCUCCUUCACUCAGUCCUUGGAGGAUCUCAUUAAGGUUAUAGAGGACAUGUUCAGAUCUGCCACCGAGCAUGUGUUGGCUCACUCUGCGGAAGACGUGGACUUGUUUCACCAGCGUGUGACUCCAGGGCACAGAGCCACUGUAGAUGCUAUGUUAAAGAAGAGCAUCCCUGUGAUUACCUACACUGAGGCCAUAGACAUCCUAAAGCGCAGCUCAGAGAAUUUUGACUUCCCUACAGAUUGGGGUUGUGACCUUAAGACAGAACAUGAGAAGUAUGUGGUGAAACAUUGUGGCAACCUUCCAGUCUUUGUCACCGAUUAUCCUUAUGACCUGAAGCCUUUUUACGCAAGAGACAACCAGGAGCACUCGGAGCGUACGGUGGCUGCAGUGGAUCUUCUCGUGCCGGGUGUCGGAGAGCUCUGUGGGGGCUCGCUCAGAGAGGAGAGGCUGGAUCUGCUGAGGGCUCGGCUGGAAGAUGCUGGAUUGGCAGACACCUACAGCUGGUAUCUGGACUUGAGGCGUUUUGGCUCCGUCCCUCACGGUGGAUUCGGGCUGGGAUUUGACCGAUAUCUGCAGUGCAUUCUGGGUGUUGACAACAUAAAAGAUGUGAUUCCUUUCCCAAGAUUUGUCCAGUCCUGCCUUUUAUAAAAGACAGUUAUCACCUCAUCAAUACAUCCGUGAGGAUGUUGUUGCUUUAAUAAUUGUACAAACUUAGAUUUUUCCAUGUUUUAGUUCUUUUCUGUUUGUGGCUGUUUUAAAAUUCAUGUUUUG
Austrofundulus limnaeus is the source of this 1951-nucleotide messenger RNA. RefSeq names its product asparaginyl-tRNA synthetase 2, mitochondrial (gene nars2). Gene Ontology annotation, cellular component: mitochondrion. The coding region runs from base 383 to 1828 and encodes 481 amino acids. The transcript has 14 exons. Gene Ontology annotation, biological process: asparaginyl-tRNA aminoacylation. NCBI's taxonomy places the organism in Eukaryota, Metazoa, Chordata, Actinopteri, Cyprinodontiformes, Rivulidae. The record is from RefSeq and is a predicted model, not a curated record. Gene Ontology annotation, molecular function: ATP binding; asparagine-tRNA ligase activity; nucleic acid binding.